Molecule: messenger RNA, 2035 nt
Organism: Aspergillus sclerotioniger CBS 115572
Lineage: Eukaryota; Fungi; Ascomycota; Eurotiomycetes; Eurotiales; Aspergillaceae
Product: fungal specific transcription factor domain-containing protein
Exons: 4
Coding region: 103-1665 (520 amino acids)
Biological process (GO): DNA-templated transcription
Molecular function (GO): DNA binding; zinc ion binding
Source: RefSeq, a predicted model, not a curated record
CGUCCUCCCUGCUCAAGGAACGCCUCAUGAGUCCUAACGGCUAAUAGUACCGGGCAUCCACAACUCGUUGGGCCUGACAACACUCCUCCGGCGGGAUCAUCAAUGACUUCAACUUCAGCAGGCAGUUCCACUCAAGGCAAUGACCCAUCUUCAGAAACCCAGCCAUUUAUCCUGAGCAAUUUCAGACUGCAGACGCAUCGCCCCGUGUUCAGGUUGAAUCACAUCAGUACCUUCAAUGGGUUGCCGUUUUUCUCAUCAAGUGGACAGCAGUGGAUUGAGAAAAAGACCGGGGUUGAGAACAAUUUUCACGAGUAUUACGCCUCGGGGCCGCCAUGGCAGGCCAAACCCAGGUUUAGAGCACAGACAAAACACGGUUCACCUGAUGGGCGAAAAAUCAUGGGCCUACCAGCUAGGCUCGUGUUGAGCAAACUCCUGCACACAGCUACCUCCGUCGAGUUCGUGCUAGCCGCUUUUCUCGUCGAUCAGAAGUUGUUUGAAUCCACCAUCAGAGCGGCUUUUGAUGGCCAACUCUCGCAGACUUCACCGGGACCUGUGAGUGCGAGAGCGUGCAUUUUGGCAUUUACAGCACUUGUACUGGAGAUGGUCCCUGAUAGGGACUUUGCGGUGGAUGGGGUCAGUGACGACUACGCACUGGAAGCACUUGCGUUGUUACCGGAGGUUUUCGCGGAGUCAGUGACUAUCGAUGGGCUUCAGGCACUUUUAAUGCUGGCCAUCCAUUGCGAAGUAUCAUGGGGAGAUAUCUAUAUCCUCAACAUGUUAAUCUCGAGUGCAGCGAGGUUAAUCUUCCAAUUUGGAGGAAACCUUUAUCCGAUCACCACUGCCUUUCAAUCGCCCUCGCGGGCAGAUCUACACGUAAGAAAUCUGUUCUGGAUAUGUUUCCUCAUCGACAAAGAAAUCUGUCUGCGAACUGGUUCGCCGCCGUGUUUGGUGGAUACCCACUGUGAUCUCACCGUACCACAUGGGCUUCAUCAUGCCGAAAGCCUUGAUGAAGCGCUCCUAUACUUUUCUACCAUGACGCGGUUAAGCAUCAUACAAGGCCAUAUAUUCGACCGGCUAUAUUCAGCACGUGCUCUGCAACAAAACGAAGCCGAGCUCCUGGGAGCUAUACGUGUGUUGGAUGCGCAGCUGGAAGACUGGCGGUCCUCGCUCCCGGCUUCCAUCCGGCCCUCUCUUUCUCCGUCGCCUCUAACAGGCAAUCGUCUGGCUGAUAAACAUGCGACGAUCUUCCAGGUGCAGUGGCAUUACUGUAUGAUGACUAUCCACCAGGCCAGUUGUCGAUGCAUUACGUGGAUGGAAACCCGAGAGACGCACAUCGAUGGACUCAACUCCAGUUUGACGAUCUCGGUGCAGGCUGCGCGUUCGUUACUUCGAGAGUUUUGCGACUCGCACCUUCUAUUCGAGCAGGAUACAAUUCGGUACUCUCUCUUCCAUAUAAGCUCGGCUGUGAUCACCCUCUUCUGCAAUGUUCUGCUUCGCCCCUUGAACCCCGACAGUGUCGAUGAUGUCGCCCUGAUUGAAAGCCUACGCGGCCGGUUCAAAGACCAUGCCCCCAGAAGCACCAUGGUUGAACCAUUUAUUGAACAAUUGGGGGAUUUGGCGAGAUGCGCCGUUGUCAAAGCAAAUGCCUUGUUCCGAGUCACUUGAACUCUACUUUUUUGAUGAUUCCGAAAGCAUUGAAGAAGCUGCCGCCAUCGGGAGAGGAGCCGAAGUUCGGCGACGACCUCGCUAUGAAGCCCGAUAGGUCGGAACCACCGAUCCUUCGGGCUCCUCGCCCGUAACCCAAUCUGGCCCCCGCCAUGGGCUUGAUCGAAUAUAUCUAUCAGUGCCAGGUCCCUCUUGUCCAGGACCUCCCCCGCUCCCACUUCCACUUCCAUACCAACAAUAUGGCCGUCGAGCAAAAGCAUGUCAGCUCGGUCGCCGAACAACCCUGGCGUUCCACGCACUUUCAAGAUCCAUCCGACCUAAGCUGUGCGCACCUCAACUCCAGCGACGGAGCUCCACGUUCGUUCGCGAU